UGCCGGUACGCUAGGGGGCUCCGUCUGCUGUCGCUGGGGCGGAGCGGCGGCCAUGGCCGCCCUGCUCACCCUCCUGCGAUGGCGCCGUCGCUUGGGCCCCGCGCCUGGUGCGCAGCCAGCUCGGCGGCUGUGGGCUGGCGGCGGGGCCGGGGCGGCGGGGCUGAAGCGGUGGCGGCGGGAGCUGGGCUUGGUGGCGGGGGGGGCUCUCGCCGGGUACGUGGGGUACCGGCUAUCCGACCGGCAGCGGGAGCCCUCCCGGGAGCCGGCAGCCGCCGGGCCGGGCGGGCCCCGGGCGCUGCUCCCCAUCCCCGUGGCGGCCGCUGCCAAGGAGACGGUUACAGAAAACAGAUCUGACCUUGAAGAUUUGGAGCUUUAUGCAACUCCUCGGGAGCAACGGUUUCGCAGGUUUGCCAGUUUAGAAUUUGAAGGACAGCUGUAUAUGACUCCAUACGACUUCAUUCAGGCUGUCACAAGUGAUGAGCCCAAACGUACUAAAAAGUGGCGAUCCCUUUCAAAGCAGGAGCUGAAUCAGAUCCUCAUGGAGACACCACCAGUUUGGAAAGGAUCAUCCAAACUUUUUCGUAAUCUUAAUGAGAAAGGUGUGAUAUCUUACACAGAAUAUUUAUUCCUCUUAUGUAUUUUAACAAAACCACAUGCAGGUUUUAGAAUUGCUUUCAACAUGUUCGAUACUGAUGGCAAUGAGAUGGUGGACAAAAAGGAAUUCUUAGUGCUACAAGAAAUUUUCAGGAAAAAAAAUGAAAAGAGAGAAAGAAAAGGAGAUGAAGAAAAACGUGCAAUGCUGCGUCUUCAGCUGUAUGGAUAUCAUACUUCUGCUAACAGUGUCCUUAAAACAGAAGGAGAGGACCUUGUUCCCAGAAGCUAUUGGGAUACUUUGAGACGUAGCACAAGCCAAGCACUCUUUUCGGACCUUGCGGAGCGUGCUGAUGAUAUUUCAAGUUCACUGUCAGAUACUACACUGCUUGUACACUUUUUUGGCAAGAAAGGAAAAGCUGAACUGAACUUUGAAGAUUUUUAUAGAUUUAUGGAUAACCUACAGACUGAAGUUCUAGAGAUAGAAUUCCUUUCCUACUCUAACGGGAUGAACACCAUUAGUGAGGAAGACUUUGCCCAUAUUCUUUUGAGGUAUACAAAUGUGGAAAAUACAUCAAGUUACCUGGAAAACAUGCGCUGCAGGAUUCCUGAAGAAAAGGGUAUCACAUUUGACGAGUUUAGAUCAUUUUUCCAAUUCUUGAACAACCUAGAAGACUUUACAAUUGCAAUGCAAAUGUAUAAUUUUGCAAGUCGUUCCAUAGGUCAGGAUGAAUUCAAACGUGCUGUGUAUGUAGCCACAGGUGUGAAGCUUUCGCCACAUUUGGUGAACACGGUGUUCAAGAUUUUUGAUGUUGACAGAGAUGACCAGUUGAGUUACAAAGAAUUUAUUGGCAUUAUGAAAGACAGACUCAAUCGAGGGUUUAGGGGCUACAAACCUAUACAGAGGUAUACUACUUUCAAAUCCUGCGUGAGGAAGGAACUCUAUAGCAGAUAAAUGACGGAGACUCCAAAAUAUGGUUGGAAGGAAUAUUACUCUUGUGUGAUGACUGUAACCAGUGAACACCUCAGAGAUCUGUGGAAGCAGUUUCGGAGACGAGAUAUGCUGAGAUAAAGGAAGAAAGAAGGAUUAUCUGCACUGGCUAGAACUAUUUAUCUCUAUGAAUUCCUAAUGAAGAACAAACUAACCCAGGUGAAUUGUGAAUCUUACAGCUGCAGUAGAAAACACAGGACUUCUUUUCCAGUUAGUGUAGUGAUUGUCAACUCUUACAACUGCUUUUCAGUAUGUAUUUUAUUUAAAUGAUGAACUAACCAUCACCUGAUUGGCAAAAAUCUUUUUCUUAAGAACACAUUUUGAAUAUUUUUUAUUAUUUUGAGAUAAAUUUGCAAUUUAAAAGAAAAAUAAGUUUUACACCUGGGUAGGCAAAUGUUGUGGCAAUGAAGAGAAACUGCAGCAGCUUAGACUGUGAAUUUUCUUUCAGAAGAGCACUAUUAAAAGUUUGUGCAAAAUUGGCAAUGAGAAGGCAUUAAGUAGCAUAACACUAUGUACGAGUUGAAUGGACAAAUUAAACUCUUAGAAGCUAUUAUUUAAAAAAAAGUAAAGCUGUUAUGGUUAUAAUGUGAAUGAUAGGUAUUUACCUAGGGAAGGUACUGUAUAGACUCUAAUGUUCAGAUUCUCCAAGUCUUACUAUUACGUUUAGUAACUUAUCCUUUUAAAAAAAUAGUAUAGAUUUUAAGAUGUCUUACGAGCAGUAUGUCAAAAGAUCAAAAUGUUCAAAUUCAUGUUAAGUAAUAUACACUUUGUAAUAUUUAUUAUAAAUUUUAUUGCCAUACAUAUAAAUUCACUGAUAUAUUUCUGGUAGAGUAAAACUUCAUGUGUUUCUUGUGAAUAGUGCACUUUUAUAUGAAGUGGCACUGAGUAGAAAUCAUAGCUGUCUAAUUUGCUACUCUGGAAUGCAAUGUCUGAAAAAUAGAUAAUAACUUGUGUUUGUGUCAAACAAAGCAAAACAAAACAUGAAUGCAUGCAACAGUACAGAGCAACACUAAGUAAUGUUAUUUGAAUAUUACACAUCAAAUAUUAGACACAAAUUCAGCUUUACAAAGGUUAUGGAGACUACAGGCAGUCAGUAGCCACUAUGCUCUUUCAUGCCCUGUAGGCUUAGAUGUUACUGAAACAGUGGUAAGGACACUGUUACAUUUGUUUUUCAUAUUCUCUAAAUUUUUUUUGCUAUCCAGCAGCAGUGUUUCUCCUUACUCCCUUUCAAGAUUAUUGAUAGGUGAUAUCAAUUAAACGCAAACAAACAUGAACACUAAUUUCUUACAUCCUUCUUGAAAAGGUUUGCUGGACAUUAAAUAAGUCUGUACCUAUUUAGAAACAAUCUGUGCCUUCAAAUAUUUCUAGCUGAAUACACACACACUAAAAUUAAUGUCAUUAAAUUGUUAUCAGAAAGGCAAAAAUUUGGUGGAGUCAGAUAAUUAAAAUACAACCAAAAUAAUGGUUUUAAAUCUUUUAUUACUCCAACAUGAAAACAAACUUUGCAAAAUUGUAUUUAGUGCACAUGUUGCUCAAAUACCACCUUAAUAUCACAUGUGAAUAGAAAUGAUGUAUAGCAUCUGUGCAAGUGCAGCUAAGUUUAGAAUUGCUUAAUUUAUAAUAAGAUUUACCUCUGCUAAAAAAUCAAAACAAAAUGAGAAGGAAGCUGGGUUUUAAGAAAUACCACACUGGGCAUUUUAGAAAAUAAAAAUUUGCUACAUGUGGCUUUUAUCUGAGAAAAAGCUGGUUCAGAAAGCAUUUGAAGGGUGCUACUUUCAUGUUUCAUGAUUGAUAGUUACUUACGAAAUUUCCACUUUGGCAUUAUUAAACUACUGACAACAAGAAAAUCAAAUAAAUCGGGAUAAAGGUUUUUGAAUUGAUACAACCAAACAUGGGUAAGCUGCAAUCCCUGUGUGAUGAUUUAGGGAAUCAACUGUAUUCAAUGUGUCGUUUUGGUACACAGAACUGUCUCACUGCUUCUUGUCAGCAUCUGCAAAACCCAGAUUGCUACUUCAGUGGUGAAGGACAAAAAAAUGGAAGUUAGGGAGUUAUUGAAGGGGUUCACGUCCUUCCUCUUCAUUCACUAGUGCCCAAGCACAGCAAUCCUCCCCUUGGAAGCAGCAGUACCAUCACCAUUUUGCCCCUCCACUGCCCUAAGCAAUAAUGCACUUUGCUUUUAUGGCUGGCUUGAGACAAUUUUACCAUUUUUAUAUGCAUUUCCUAACUACAGUCACUUAAUAUAAACUAGAAUGUGAAAGUGUCAGAUUAGUUUUUAAGAGUAUUUUUUCUCAUGUUUAAUAAGUUAUUUAAUAUAAAUAUGAAUAUAUGCAUAUAGUAUUCUUGUUUAUUUCAAAAUAAAUGCACUUGAAAUUAAUUUUCUUCGCAGUGUAUAUCAUUCAAAUUUUUUGUCAUAAAAAAAUUUCUUUGCAUAACAUGAAUGUGUAAGUGCUUUGAAUUAGAGUAUCUCAGCAUCAUAAAAAAAAAAAACCAGACUUGUUUGCUUCUUUUGGUUAUUUCUUUAGAUAGCUUUGCUUUUCUGCCAUGGAAUUCUGUAUAAAAAAGCUGUAAGUGCAAGGACAGACAGGUGAAAACAAGGCUGGGAGAUGGAAUAUGCCAUCUGCUAUAGAGGCACCCCUUGGAUAGGCAGCAGUCACUGUGCUCAAUGAAACCUUAUUCAAAAUCUGCCAAAUUCAUGGCAGCAGAGAUGAUGUGUAUGCUGCAACUAAAUUCUGUGAGAAGUUGUGUAAAUGAAGGGGGUUUUUUAAAACCAGUUCUUGUUCUCUUACCUGAGUUAAGAAAACUUUAAUAAUGUAAGAAGAUAUUCAGAGGUUCCUAUAGUUAUUUGAUUUCUUCUUUUCUACGUAAAUAUCGAGAUAAGGAUACAUUGAAAUAAAACAGGGGAAAAAAGGAGAGGAAUUUUUCACUUUGAUUCAGUAUUGCUUAAUAUUCUUUACAUAAUGAUGUCUUGCACUCCUGUCCCACCAAGGACACUUUCAAGACAGUUUAUAGCAAAAGAACUCCAGACUAAUCCUUGCAGAAGGAAAAUAAUCAGUCCAGAACCUCACUCUACAAAAAUUAAUCUGAAGCUAAUUUGUAGCAAUACCAAGUCUGAACUCCCCUUAAAAUCAAGCUAAAACUAGUAUAAGUAUUUUCUAAUAUGUGAGGUCUGAAUGUACAGUAUUUAUCCCUAUAUCUGAAAAUCCAUGAAAGCAUUUGGCACCCUGUACCUGUCAGCAGAUGGUGCCCUUGGAUAUCUUAUGUUCUUUUUCAUACACACACAAUUAAAUACAUGAGGGUGUGCUUUAAUCUUGAAUGAGUAAUGUGAAUUUUUACCACUAGUUUUGACUUAUAAAUUCCUCCCACAGAAGAACAUUAUUAUUAGCUAGGGGCAUUCCAUAAAAAUGUUAGUACCCGCUUGAAGAUUGUAAUGCAAAAUACCUAAUUUUGUAUAUAUAAACAUUCAUAGAA
Messenger RNA from Strigops habroptila (Kakapo), 5050 nucleotides. RefSeq names its product mitochondrial calcium uptake family member 3 (gene MICU3). The coding region runs from base 53 to 1546 and encodes 497 amino acids. Lineage: Eukaryota; Metazoa; Chordata; Aves; Psittaciformes; Psittacidae. Gene Ontology annotation, biological process: calcium import into the mitochondrion; mitochondrial calcium ion homeostasis. The transcript is spliced from 15 exons. Gene Ontology annotation, molecular function: calcium ion binding. The record is from RefSeq and is a predicted model, not a curated record. Gene Ontology annotation, cellular component: uniplex complex.